GUAAGUUCAACUUAGUUCUUCUCCUUCUUGAGGCUAUUUUUCUUUUUAAAAUGUAUUCUCUUAUAGAAUUUGAAAAUUUCCAAUGUUGAACUGGCAAACAAAAAUUGUUCCCUCAAAUACUAUUUAUUGAGUAUCCAUGGGCUUUGUGCCAGCAGCUAACCUUCUCCUGGAAGGACGCCGGCUCUAAAACUAAUAGGGCUUAAUGGAAAUUGGGGACAGAUUUUCAUUGGAUUAAUUGCGGAUCAGGAAAGACUGGAAGUGAAGGGAAAACACAAGGCUUGUUCGGGUUUUGUUGUGAUAUUAAGAUAUGAGUGUAUAUGGUGGUGACAGCUGGGCACCUGAGGCUUAUUGCAGGAAGCGCAGAAUUGAUCUCCUCCUUUCCAAUCAACUUGACGAAUCUCAUUCUCACAAGUUACCAAAUGGCAAAUACGUUUGUCUCGUCUGCUCAAAUCGUCCAGUGCUAGACACUGUCUCCAUGCUCACGAUGCACAACCAAGGGGCAAGGCAUCAGGCUGCAGCUUCCAAACUAAAAGAAAAGGAAGUCAGCAAGCAGGAGGAGAUAACAAAAAGGAUAGCUUUGUCUGAAACUUCUACUACUUACAAUAAUACUUUAGACAAUUACUCUGGUUCUUUUAAAUGUCCUUUAAUAGAAAAAACUCGAAAAGGAGCUGCAGAUGUACUUUCUAAUGGAAAGAAUGCAUCAGGCAACACAUUAAAUCCAAAAUUUGAUCGUACUUUGAAUUAUGCAAAAAAGCCUUUCUUUGAAUCAUUAAAUGUCAAAAAUGUAAACAGAUGUGAUCAGAAAACGGAUUCUACUGUCUGUCACUCUGAGGUCAACAAAGAUGUAAAUUCCAACAUGACUUCUUUUGCACAGAUUAAUUCUAAUGUAGUUAGUAAUGUAGUCCAUGAACAGAAGUUGAACAUUCAGGAACAGAGAGAUAGGGAACUCAAAUUCAGAGCAGCAGGCUGGCGGCGUGAUGGUAAAGGAGGCUGGUUUAGAGAGGAAAAUGUCGAGUUUGAUUCAGACGAGGAGGAUCCAAAUGUUAUAUUACAGACCAGUUUCUAAUGAUAAAGUUCAAUGGUGCCCAAUCCAGGGGCAUGAUUGUGUAUAGCAUGCUACGAGUUUAUAGCCUGUACAAGGCACGCAACAAUAAUGCCUUCGACCGUCCAAGGCCUUUAGAUAGCAAAUCUUAUUAAACCAAAUGAAUGGAAGAUCAUUGAAAUAUGAAAGAAGUAAUUAAGGUCUUACCAUCCAAUUAAACUGUAUGGAGUGACCACAGAUUGUAAUAAUAAGAUCAUUGAAAUACGAAAGUAGAUGUAAUUAAGGUA
Messenger RNA from Cryptomeria japonica (Japanese cedar), 1329 nucleotides. RefSeq lists its product as uncharacterized. Gene Ontology annotation, biological process: RNA splicing. Bases 308 to 1066 code for a protein of 252 amino acids. Lineage: Eukaryota; Viridiplantae; Streptophyta; Pinopsida; Cupressales; Cupressaceae. Gene Ontology annotation, cellular component: nucleus. The transcript has 3 exons. The record is from RefSeq and is a predicted model, not a curated record.